CACAUUUUCUGUCUCCCAAAGCACACAAUUCAUUCAUAUUCACAUUUCUUUUUGUUUUUUAUUUUCAUUUUAUUAACAAAAAAAUUAGUAAUAAAUUCAAAAUUAUUAUUCUCCUAAUCCUUCAUUGAUUCAGACGUGCUCUCCUCUUUCUAUUCUCCAACUGUACAUGUUUGAAACUUUUGAUUUAUUUUAAGCUGUCCCUUUCCUUUGUUUUUGGUCAAAAACCAAAACACCUAACCGUUUUAGUUAGUGCUCACAAAGCGUGUUUCUUUGACAUUUUGUUUCAAAUACAAAAGUGGGUUUUUUCACCUUCCAAGGUUCUCUCAAAAGCUACUUCCUUUGUUUUAUUAACCGCUUCAAGUAAACAACUUGGUCGCUCUUAGUGGAAAAAAACAGGUGGUCCUUCUUCCUUUACUUUCAUUCAUGGGGAAGGUCACAACUUCUUCAACACCGCCUUUUUCUCAAGAAGCUUCCAAUUUUGAUGAGGUUUAUAUGCAGCAGAGCUUGCUCUUUGAUGAUAGCCUCAAGGAUUUAAAAAAUCUGAGAACACAGUUGUAUUCUGCAGCUGAAUAUUUUGAACUCUCAUAUACCAACGAUGAUCAGAAACAGAUAGUCGUAGAAACACUGAAGGAUUAUGCCAUCAAAGCUCUUGUAAAUACAGUGGACCAUUUAGGUUCUGUGACCUAUAAAGUGAACGACUUGUUGGAUGAGAAGGUUGUUGAAGUUUCUGGAGCAGAGCUACGUGUAUCUUGUAUUGAACAGAGAAUGAGGAGUUACCAAGGGUUUGCGGAUCACGGGGGGCGUUCCCAACAGUCAUUGGUGAUUAGUACUCCAAAAUAUCACAAACGUUAUAUCUUACCAGUUGGGGAGACCAUGGUUGGUGCCAACCUCACAAAGUCAAAAUAUGUAGGAUGCAGCCUUGAUGACGAAGAAGAGUGGCCUCACUUUAGGAAUGCUGUUCGAGCUACAAUUAGAGAAACACCAACAUCUACAACAACAAGUAAAGGGCGUUCCCCAUCACCUUCUGUACAACCUCAGAGACCUGGACCCUUUUCAUUCACUUCCACCAUGCCCAAGAAAGAUUUAGAUAAGCGGUCAGUUUCACCAUAUCGGUUCCCACUUCUGCGUACUGGAUCUCGGUCUAGUAGACCUACAACACCAAAUUUGAGUAGAUCAACUACUCCAAAACCAAGCAGACCAAUCACACCAAAUCCUUCUAAUACAAAACAAAGAUACCCUUCUGAGCCACGCAAAUCAGCUUCAAUGCGGUUAUCGGCUGAAAGAGAUAAUGGUAAAGACGUAGAACAAUUCCCGAGUAAAAGCAAACGUCUCCUGAAGGCCUUAUUAAGCAGACGGAAGUCUAAGAAGGAUGACACGCUUUAUACAUACUUGGACGAGUAUUGAUACCAUAGAAUCUAUAGAAAGCACAGCAAAGGUGUCAAUAGAAUCUUGAAAACAAGUCAAUUUUUGUUUGAUAGGUUGCACAUCAUCAUAUCAUCUGAACUGUAUAAUAUAAUUGUUACUUUCCAGUAUUUUACAAUUGCAAGCUCCCAAAGUUAGUAUGUGUAAUAGUUCAAAAAUCAUUUUAAAUGUGGAUCAUGUAGUUAUUAUAUAAUCAAAGUAAAUUUGGCUUCAUUUCUCUUUUU
Messenger RNA from Medicago truncatula (barrel medic), 1646 nucleotides. RefSeq names its product protein ABIL2. The record is from RefSeq and is a predicted model, not a curated record. Lineage: Eukaryota; Viridiplantae; Streptophyta; Magnoliopsida; Fabales; Fabaceae. The transcript has 10 exons. Bases 424 to 1404 code for a protein of 326 amino acids.